This is a messenger RNA of Topomyia yanbarensis, 2054 nucleotides long. RefSeq names its product mucin-19-like. The record is from RefSeq and is a predicted model, not a curated record. NCBI's taxonomy places the organism in Eukaryota, Metazoa, Arthropoda, Insecta, Diptera, Culicidae. The transcript has a single exon. The coding region runs from base 17 to 1789 and encodes 590 amino acids.
UCUGUCCGGAAUAAAAAUGGUUUUACGUCUCACAACGACAUUCGUUUUUACUUGUUUGCUAUUUCCAAAAAGCGAACCAGCAAAACCAGAGGAAACAAUCAAGAAAAUUGGCUCACAUGUAGGCGAUAUUCUGAAUACAAGUGAAUCUGGUCAAGCACUAGGCUCACUCACAGCGAAUGUUGGAGACUUGUUGACUGCAAAGGAUCCGGCGAAAGCAAUUGGAGCUAUUGGUUCUAAUAUCGGGGAUUAUGUGUUUAAUAAAAGUGAACCGGCGGAAGCAUUAGGUACAAUCACAGCUAUAGGUUCGAAUAUAGGAGACUUGCUAUUUCAUCCAACUGAUCCUGACAAAGCAAAAGGCGCAAUCGGAGCGAUUGGCUCGAAUAUUGCAGACUAUGUGUUUAAUAAAAGUCAGCCAGCGCAAGCAAUAAAAACAAUCGGAGCGAUAGGCUCGGCUAUUGGGGGUUUACUGUUUGAUGGCAGUAAAUCCGGGUCAGCAACAGAGACUAACAGCCAAACUGCGCCAACAAAAGACACAAAUAGUGAACCUGCGCCUACAAAAGACACAAAUAGUAAAUCAGGGCCUGCAAUUCCCACCAAUAAUGAACCAAUAACAGUCCCCAAUAGUAAACCUGCUCCAGUAAUAGUUCCUGGUAAUGAACCAGCGCCAGCAAUAUCCAUUAGCAAUAAAGCUGCGCCAGUAUCAAUCACCAAUAAUGAACCUGCGCCAGUAGUAGUGACUAGCGGUGAACCUGCGCCAGCAAUAUCCAUUAAUAAUAAAGCUGCGCCAGUUACAAUCACCAAUAAUGAACUUGCGCCCGUUAUACUACCUAAAGGCGAAUCUGCGCCAGCAAUAUCCAUUAAUAAUGAAGCUGCGCCAAUUACAGUCACCAAUAAUGCACCUGCGCCAGUAAUAGUCACUAACGGUGAACCUGCGCCAGCAAUAUCUAUUAAUAAUGAACCUGCACCAGUAGCAAUCACCAACAAUAAACCUGCGCCUGUAACCAUCACUAACGGUAAACGUGUGCCAGUAACAUCCACCAACAAAAAUCCUGCGGUACCAAUAAAAUCAACCGUUGUGCCUAAAUCGAGUAUUAAAGAACCGCCGUUUCCUGUAAAUGGACCUGCGCCAAAAACAUUCAAGAAGCUGAAGCCAAUCGAAUCAUGCAAAGUUGCGCCGAGGGCUGCUUCGGGUAUUUUUUUGAUUCAACCGGAACGAGGAUUUGGAGAACCGUUCUAUGUGAAGUGCGACCACGAACAUGAUGUUGGAGGAUGGACUGCGAUUCACAAUCGGUUUGAUGGUUCGGUAGACUUUUAUAGAACUUGGCGGGAGUACAAAACUGGUUUUGGAUUUCUGAACGGAGAAUUUUGGUUGGGUUUGGACAGGAUACACCAACUAACUUACGGAAAACCACACGAACUGCUCAUUGUAGUGGAGGAGUACAAUGGACAUCGUGCUGUUGCCAAGUACAGUCGAUUUGCAAUAGCCAGCGAGAAGGAGAACUACAGGCUGACCAAAUUGGGAAGGUACAGCGGCACAGCUGGUGAUUCAUUAAACUAUCAUCGGAACGUAUCGUUUUCCACCGCGGAUCGUGACAAUGAUUUGGCCACGGUCAAUUGCGCUCGAUUGUAUAAAGCAGCUUGGUGGUAUUGUAACUGUUUUGACAGUCAAUUGAAUGGGCAGUAUGAAAAGGGACCGGUGAACUCAAAAGCUAGCAUGCAUUGGUUUACAUUGCACCAAAAAAACAUUGCCUUGAAAGCGUCUAAAAUGUUAAUAAGAAACUUAUUAUAACUUGAAUGUUAAAUGUUAGAAAAGUUGAUUAAUAUAAGUGAAAGGAUUGUGGCGCAAGCUUUUUAAAUAUUCUCCUCGCCGACUUUUAUAAACAGUAUAACAAGGACAUAGCCAGAGUUUUAUUACUGCGAAAAAUGUACAAUAGGUCCUAAGUAUUAAUGAUAGCAUCUAGUUGUUUCUUUUCUCAUUCAAUUAUUUCGGUGUCAUUGUAAAAAUUUCCAGCAACUUUUUCCAUCGAGAUCGAAAGCUCUAGCUGUUAUGCAAA